Messenger RNA from Sodiomyces alkalinus F11, 1821 nucleotides. RefSeq names its product succinate-semialdehyde dehydrogenase. The record is from RefSeq and is a predicted model, not a curated record. Lineage: Eukaryota; Fungi; Ascomycota; Sordariomycetes; Glomerellales; Plectosphaerellaceae. The transcript has 2 exons. Gene Ontology annotation, molecular function: aldehyde dehydrogenase (NAD+) activity. Bases 1 to 1821 code for a protein of 606 amino acids.
AUGGUUUCUUCUCUUGAGCCUCCCUCUCCCAGCUUCUCUCUUCGAGACUUACGUGUAGUUCUGCCUUCCAGGUUUCAAGUCGCCCAGGUCCUUUUCUCCCUGCUUGCUUUAGCCGCCAGUGUCUGGGCCAUCGGUCGAGUCCGUAAUGCCGAGGACAAGACUCCUCGCAAAUACACCGUACCAGGGCCCAAGACCCCUGAUACGUACCAGACGGUUGAAGAAACGAGCAUCAAGCUCCCCGGCUCCUCUGCGAUUCAAUGCUACGCACCAGCAACCGGCCAGUUCCUAGGCCUCAUCAAUCCUUCCACCCCCGCCGCCAUCGACCGUGCCCUCGAUGCCGCACAUGCCGCUCAGGCCAAGUGGUCUCGGACCGACUUCGCCGCUCGCCGCGCCGUGCUGCGAACACUGCUCCAGCAUGUGCUUGAAAACCAGGAGGCCAUUUGCCGCGUUGCCUGCCUCGAGUCCGGCAAGACAAUGGUCGACGCCCAGCUGGGAGAGAUCCUCGUCACCGCAGAGAAGCUCGAAUGGACCAUCAAGCACGGCGAGGACGCCCUCCGCCCCAGCCGCCGCCCCACAAACCUGCUCAUGACCUACAAGCGCAACGAGGUGCGCUACGAGCCCCUGGGCGUCGUCGCCGCCCUCGUCAGCUGGAACUACCCCUUCCAUAACUUCAUCGGCCCCGUCAUCUCGAGCCUCUUCGCCGGCAACGGCAUCCUCGUCAAGAUCUCCGAGCAGGCUGCCUGGAGCGCCCAGUACUUCACCGCCAUCGUCCGCGGUGCCCUCGUCGCCCAUGGCCACGACCCGGCCCUGGUGCAGUCCAUCGUCUGCUGGCCCCAGACGGCCGCUCACAUCACCUCCCACCCCCGCAUCUCCCACCUGACCUUCAUCGGCUCCAAGCCCGUCUGCCACCAGGUUGCCGCUUCGGCCGCCAAGCCCCUCACCCCGUUGGUCGCCGAGCUCGGCGGCAAGGACGCCGCCAUCGUUCUCGACUCGGCCGCCCGCGACCUCGCCCGCAUCGUCGAAACCCUCCUCCGCGGGACCUUCCAGGCCUCGGGCCAGAACUGCAUCGGCAUCGAGCGUAUCAUCGCCACCCCCAAGGUCUACGACCGUCUCGUGCAGCUUCUGGAACCCCGCGUCCAGGCCCUCCGUCUGGGUCCCACCGCCGACGUCGGUGCCAUGAUCUCCGACGCCUCCUUCGACCGCCUCGAGUCCCUCACCACCUCCGCCGUCGCCGCUGGCGCCCGUCUCCUCGCCGGCGGGAAGCGGUACAACCACCCAGACCACCCCAAGGGCCACUACUUCACCCCGACCCUCCUCGCCGACGUGACGCCCGAAAUGGCCAUCGCCCAGGAAGAGUGCUUCGGCCCCCUCAUGGUCCUCAUGCGCGUCCCUUCCAACGAACCCGCCGACGUCCUCGCCUACGCCAACUCGUCGGACUUUGGCCUCGGCGCCUCCAUCUUCGGCGGCGACUCGGACCCCUGCCUGCGCGCCGUCGUCGACGGUCUCCGCACCGGCAUGGUCGCCGUGAACGAUUUCGCCGCCUACUACGCCGUCCAGCUCCCCUUUGGCGGCGUGCGCGGUUCUGGUUAUGGCCGCUUCGCCGGGAAAGAGGGGCUCCGCGGCCUCUGCAACCCCAAAUCCGUCUGCCUCGACCGCUUCGGCUGGCUCGGCAUCCGCACCGGCAUUCCGCCCCCCGUUCGCUACCCCGUCGCCGACCAGGAGCGUACUUGGCGCUUCACCAGGGGUGUUGUCCAGCUUGGCUACGGCCCAACCCUUGUUCAGAAGGCCGCUGGUCUUCUCAGCAUGGCCAAGAAUAUGUAA